GGGCUCUCCAGGGAAUCCUCCUGCUCCGGUUGUCACCAUGGGAAAGAGAGUGGCUGUCGUGCUGGCUGGCUGCGGGGUGUACGACGGGAGCGAGAUCCACGAGUCUUCUGCUGUGCUGGUGCAUCUCAGCAGGGAGGGGGCAGAGGCAGAGGUUUAUGCUCCUGAUGUUGACCAGAUGCACGUGGUGGACCACGUGAGAGGACAGCCGACUCAGGAGAAGCGCAACGUGCUAGUAGAGAGUGCCAGGAUAGCCAGAGGCAACAUCAAGGACCUGGCUACGCUGGAUGUCAAGGGGCUGGAUGCCCUAAUCAUCCCAGGUGGCUUUGGAGUGGCUAAAAACCUGAGUACUUGGGCCACCCAAGGCAAGAACUGCAUCGUCUCCAAAGAGGUGGAGGACGCCUUAAGGGCAUUCCAUGCUGCCAAAAAGCCCAUCGGCCUGUGCUGCAUCUCCCCAGUGCUGGCAGCCAAAAUCUUCCCAGGCUGCGAGCUGACUGUGGGUCAUGACACAGAGUGUGAGAAGUGGCCUUACGCCAAGACUGCCGACACCAUGAAGGAGCUUGGCUGCAAGCACGUGAACAAACACGUCACCGAAGUUCACGUGGAUGUGAAGAACAAGCUGGUGACCACCAGCGCCUUCAUGUGCAACGCCCCCAUCCACGAGAUCUACGACGGCAUCGGAAAAAUGGUCAAAGAAGUGGUCCGACUUGCCUGAACGCUACAAAGCCACA
Eurypyga helias (sunbittern) is the source of this 728-nucleotide messenger RNA. Its product is annotated as ES1 protein homolog, mitochondrial-like. Bases 38 to 712 code for a protein of 224 amino acids. The transcript has 4 exons. The record is from RefSeq and is a predicted model, not a curated record. Lineage: Eukaryota; Metazoa; Chordata; Aves; Eurypygiformes; Eurypygidae.